UAUUCAUUUUUUGGGGAGAAAUGGUUGGCCAUUUGCUUUUGUGUAUAUUACUGUUUUUGACCAUACAAGUUAAUGAUGGUGCUAAGCUACCACUUGUUCAAAAGAAAUUCAAGACUCUAAAUGGCGGUCAGCCGGAGGUUGUGGCACUAGGUGGAUACUCUGGAUUCUUCCCUAGCUCAAGCAUGAGUGCUUACGACUUUUCUCACGACGUUAGCAUGCCUGGGACAAUCCAGUAUUGUAACGUACAUUUUUCAAAGGAUAACGUUGGCUUCUGUAUCGCUCAAAUAAAUCUUAUGAACACAACAAGUAUCGAGGAAUACGAUCCUAAAGGAAUUAAGGAGUACAACGUAUAUGGACAACAAGUCCGUGGCUACUUUGGUGUCGACUACCCUGCCAACGUGCUAUUUGAGAAUGUCACGAUACGACAAAACAUUUACACCAGAUCGGGAGUGUACGAUGGUGCUCCACUGGUUGCACCGUUUCAACUUUUCGAAGAUAAGAAAAAGAUACCAACAAGAGUUUGGUUGAACAUUGAGAAUUAUAUGUUCUAUAAGGAUCACAAGAUAGAUGUCGAAUCGUUCCUCCUAAACGAAUUGCCACAUCUUCCAGAGUUCCUCUCUUCCCCAGAGAUAGGAUUUUUGAAGUCUAUAGGAGCAAAGGCGGCCAAGUCCAAAACGAAGCUUAUCUUGACAUUCCUCGGAUUGGAUGAAGUUGAGCCAACGACAAAAAAACCAUACGGUUCCCUAAUAAAAGAUCUGUCCAUGAUCAAAUCAUUUGCAUCAGGGAUUGUUGUACCAAAAGAAUAUAUUUGGCCUGUUGAUAAGGCCAAGGUGUUGCUGCCAGCAACGACCCUCGUGCAAGAUGCUCACAAAGCAGGGCUUUCCGUGUAUGCUUCGAGCUUUGCCAACGAUAGGCUGUGGAGCUACAAUUUUAGCUAUGAUCCCGUGCUAGAGUACGUACACUUCACCGAUAAUUCUGAAUUUUCUGUUGAUGGAGUCUUGUCUGAAUUUCCUUCCACUGCUUCAGAAGCAAUCGGAUGUAUAAAUGUGGACAAGAAGGCUCCCAGGGAAGUACAUACUUUGAUCAUAUCCCACAACGGUGCUAGUGGAGAUAUCCCCGGUUCGACUGAUGCUGCCUACAACAAAGCUGUAGCAGAUGGUGCUGAUGCAAUUGAUUGCUCGGUUCAAAUGUCGAAAGAUGGAGUUGCCUUCUGCUCCGACCGAGCUGAUCUUAUGAAAACAACUAAUGCAGCAGCUAUGUUCAUUGAUAGGUCGAAAAACGUCAAAGAGAUUCAAUCAGCUGAUGGUGUUUUCUCCUUUGAACUCACGUGGAACGAGAUUCAAACUCUUAAGCCCAAAAUCGAGAGUUUCUUCCCGGAUCUUCCUAGAAAUCCUGUAAACAAGAACAACGCCAAGCUUCUGACCCUUCCCGAGUUUUUGGAACUUGCCAAAACAGUGGGAGCACACGGCGUAUUCAUAUCCAUAAGGAAUGCUGCAUUCCUUGCUUCGAAGAAGGGUCUUGACAUAGUCGGUACAGUCUCUUCAGCGCUAAGCCACUCCAAGUUCGAUAAGCAGACACUACACAAGGUUAUGGUCGAAUCAGACGACACAUCAGUGCUGGAUGCGUUCAAAGAUGUGGCGACGUACGAGAGAGUGUUGUACCUCAAGGAUGCCAUAGGUAGCGUACCGGACCAAGCAGUGCAGGAGGUCAAGAAACACGCGAACGCAGUUAACUUGCGCAGAAACUCCAUCACGGUCGCUGAAAACAGCUUCAUCGCCAACUUCACUCAGACCGUCCCAGCCUUCCAUGCUGCUAACAUCUCAGUAUAUGUUGGGUAUCUGAGGAAUGAAUACCAAAACUUGGCCCUCGAUUAUCUGGCUGACCCGUAUGUUGAGAUCGCCACGUUGACCGCCCUACAAGUUGACGGCUUCUUAACAGACUAUCCCUACACUGCAAAUCUGUUUUCCAGAUCAUCGUGUUUAAACGAGCAAUCUCCGUAUGUUAUAAUGCCGGUCCAGCCAGGUAUGAUGUUCCCACAAGAAGGAGUAGCUGAGCCACCUCAGCUCAGCCCGAAGGAUGUGGUUGAUCCACCUCUGCCUCCGGUGGCCAAGGCGCCCUCGCCUCUUCCGGCUGCCACCCCGAACAAACAAACUUCUUCAACUACGAACACAUUAAGAGUUAGUGCUCAGAGCUUAUAUUUUGCUGCACUGGUGCUGCUUCUUACCAUCUAUACAUAGAAAUCUCAUUUUCACUGACACUGAGAAAUAUACAUUCAUACACUAAGAGAAUGUGAGAGUGAGUGAUCUCUGGAGUUAGCCAGAUUGUUGUGAAAUAUUGAUGAUGGUCUAUAAUCAGAAAACAAAUGU
Salvia hispanica is the source of this 2366-nucleotide messenger RNA. Its product is annotated as glycerophosphodiester phosphodiesterase GDPDL6-like. Gene Ontology annotation, biological process: lipid metabolic process. Gene Ontology annotation, molecular function: glycerophosphodiester phosphodiesterase activity. The record is from RefSeq and is a predicted model, not a curated record. NCBI's taxonomy places the organism in Eukaryota, Viridiplantae, Streptophyta, Magnoliopsida, Lamiales, Lamiaceae.